Messenger RNA from Dermacentor silvarum, 3392 nucleotides. RefSeq lists its product as uncharacterized. NCBI's taxonomy places the organism in Eukaryota, Metazoa, Arthropoda, Arachnida, Ixodida, Ixodidae. The coding region runs from base 365 to 2062 and encodes 565 amino acids. The transcript has 2 exons. The record is from RefSeq and is a predicted model, not a curated record.
UAGUAAACCUUGAAAUGGUGUCGAGCUCAGGGGGCAGCACACGUCGCAUUCGCAACCAAUCAUACGCGGAUAGCAUAUUGUGAUAUCGUCACCAGGAACAUCCGCUGUCGCAUUUUUUUAAUCAAAUGCCCGAUUACUCUCAGCGGGAACGCAGGAGCCGAAGGACCGUGUGGUUCGUGCGAGAGUGGCGCCCAGCGACCUGUCAGGGUGGAUGGAAACAUACUUUCAUUGGCACAGCAAGGCUCCCUGGUUCACCACUUCUGUUUGGGCCAUCUCGUCAUUCCUUUGGCCAUGACGUGCUGAUUUACACAGAGCUGGCCAAACAGAGCACGUCCAAAGAACUGAGCUUUCUUCCUAUACUGGCAUGGAAGGAAAAGCUGACGAGCAGAAACGACGGGAUCGUGAACUUCUAUCCUGCUGCGCAGCCGCACUUCCGGAUUUCAUAGAUGAAGUUGUGUUAUCACGGCGCAAUGCGCUAUUGCCCAAUUUGUUUGAGGCAUUGAAAGCUCAGUGUUUCUCUGCGAUGGCUGCGUCCAGUGCUUCAACAGCAGUUACAUCUCUCACCGAAGUAACGCCAAGUACGUUGCAAUCGGAGCCCACCGAACGGCCAUCUGAAGGACAGUUAGCACGACAAGAACAAAGUACAGUGCCUCCAGGCUGGGGAUUCGUGCCAACUACGCAAUCGGAUCAUCACAAGGCCAACCCGAAUAGGUUAAUUUGGACGAACUAUCAUCAGCAUUCAUGCUCUUCUCCUCCAACAUCUCACGAGGAGUUCUGCGAAGCUUGGUACGGUUUGAUUCUGAGCAUCCAAACUUGGAAACGGGGGCUUUUUUUCAUACCUUCCUACGGGGCUUCCGAGUGGGCAGACGGCAAUGGUUGGAGUCGAGCGCAGCGCCUACUUCGAUGGCAGCGUCGCGAAAGGUAUGCCUCUCGCUUACCGACCCAGCCGAAUCACGAAUUGUACGGAAUACGCCGAGCAGUAUAUCCCGACCGGUUAUGUCGACUAGUGCGAAUGUCCUCCAGUGGAACUACCUUGACUGAAAACCAUCAUGCGGACAAAGGAAUACAACGGCCAGCGUCAGACAUUGAAUCAAGAUUGCAUAACGAGCGUCUCAGUGAUAGCAAGUUGUUGCUGGGAGUGCCCGAAGCAACCACAUGUCAGAUGCUGGAGAUCAUAGACGAGCUGCUGGAUAAGACGUGGGACGCAAUAGAAUGGCCACCUGAACUUAGGCGCCAGUUCAUUAAGAUGACAUUGGAAGCUUCUGUCAUGCCAGAACAGCUGGUCGGCGUGUCAAAGUCAAAACAAGAAAUCAAGCCAUUCGAAUCCGAGUCGUCGCUUCAGCUCACAGAAAAUGGAGGUCAAAAAUGCGCAGCGCGGUGUCCGAGCCCAAAGCCUCUCAGUGACUACAAGCCCACUUCAAAAACAUUCUCCAGGAAAGAGCUGAACUGUGAAUUACAUAGCGAACAUGACUUCUGCCUUACCAGCACACCUUCGUUAAUAAAGGAAAGAAAUUCACAGGAACAAGCAAGUGCAGGAAAAUCUGCAUGUAACAGAACUUGGUUAUCACCACCUAGGGUAACGGAGGCAGAUAACCAUGCUCUUCAUCGCUCCUUGCGAAUCGGCGAACAAAAUGUGUAUUACGCAAAUCCAGCGAAGAGAGAAGUAACGAAUUCCCACCAAAAAGUUGAAGAUAAUGACCUCCGUCGUGGAAGCAUACCAUUGACAUCUGUAAAAUGUUGUUCGCCAGUCACUGAGUUAAGAGAAUGUGCGGAAACUUCAGGAAUCGUAGAAAGAUCGAAGCCGGAUGUGAGCAUCGCAGCGUACAAUAAUGAAUUCUUCCAGUACAGGGCACCAUCCAAAGCCAUGGUCGUGAACGAAAACGCUGAGGCGGCUAUUGCGGGAAACACGAAACUGAAGCUUCGUGCCACCGUCACCGAAAGAAAACCACGAAGACACCUCCGUCAAGUGCACCUAUCUGGGGGGAAAGACCGUGCAAUCUCCAGGAAAGAAGGUAUCGGACAACAAACAAGCUGCGUCACAGGAACAGUGUUUGCCGAUUGAAGAGUCAUCAGCACAAAAUUAUUUAACGCUAUCUGUGAGAGAAAAGGCAUCAAAAAACAAUGGAGAACUUUCAAGAGAAGGAAGUGCACUAAAUGAGGAGUCAUCAGCACAGAUUGAUCUAUCGAAAUCUAUAGAGAGUUCUAUGGAAAUGAAAGCAUCCGGAAACAAAACAGCAGCAGCAACUAAGAAAGAGCCUACACCAAAUGAGAUGUCAGCCCGAACAAACUCACCAUAUGUCGCACAGGUGGCAUUCGAGAAUGAAAACGACUCAGAAAUAGGGAAUACAUCAAAUUACUCUAUCGCAGCUGGUUCCACAAAUGCACGGAUGACCUUGGCGGUUGCCACGACGGCGUGGGGACAGUUAUUCCCAGUACAUCUUUCGGAACUGAGCCAAGUGUUGUGCAACGACGGCACUGAGCUGAUACAAAGGUCGCAUGCUGCAGGAUGUCUGGACGUCGGAAGACGGCAGAAUGUUAUGCGAAUGAAUAAAAAAUCUAUUGGCGACGAUGCGACGAGGUCCGAACGCGUAGUGAUGAAAUAUAUGCACUGGACGGAACUGAUCGUUUCGAGAAUAAAACCCGAACGUCAAGAGAAUGACUGGUUAUCUAAUUUCGUCGUAACCAAACGGUGGCCAUAUUCAACCUCACCGCCUGAUCACCAAGAACCCGGUGAAGCGCAAGUAUAUCAUAAAGAAUGGGAAAGAAAACAAGGGACUGAGAAAAGUACUGUUGUUGGGACUCUGCCAGUUCAUGUCCGUGACAUUCUGGCUGCUACCCGAAAACUCCCGACAGCACCAGAAAAGUGUCGAGGCAAUAGCCAGGACACCUGCCAAGACGCAUGGGAAAGGGAAGGUUGGGUCGUUUUCGGGAACGACACAGAGGAAGAAAAUUUUGGGAAAUCUUGUAAGCACCAGGAAGCCAACAACUGGGAGUGGGGAAUAGGCAGACAGGAGUCGGAACCUCGGGUGAGUCCUACGCUAUUCCCAUCAAGCAGCGGCAGCACAUCUUGGGAACUUGAUGGUCAGCGUCGUUCUGUUUACCAGGCUCAAGCCUCCAAUUCUUCAAGGGAUGUUGAUCUAUGGAAACCUGACCAUCGCAGCAGUCCACCUUGGGCGCCAUAUUCGGAGAGAUGCGUCACUGCUAGCAAGUCUUACUGUAGGCAAGACCACUUCAGCCAGCCUUGCACUAAUGGCACAUCAUGGGAAACUGAACUCUCCCAGCAAGCAUCUCUGCAAUGUCAGUCCCCGUUCUCUUAUUCAGACUGGCGUUCGUUCUUUGGGCUUGAGAUACGCUCGUCAAAUGAUUCAAGUGAGCCCGCAGUCAAAUACAGA